Gracilinanus agilis (Agile Gracile Mouse Opossum) is the source of this 954-nucleotide messenger RNA. RefSeq names its product olfactory receptor 52Z1-like. Gene Ontology annotation, cellular component: membrane. Bases 1 to 954 code for a protein of 317 amino acids. NCBI's taxonomy places the organism in Eukaryota, Metazoa, Chordata, Mammalia, Didelphimorphia, Didelphidae. Gene Ontology annotation, biological process: G protein-coupled receptor signaling pathway. The transcript has a single exon. Gene Ontology annotation, molecular function: G protein-coupled receptor activity; olfactory receptor activity. The record is from RefSeq and is a predicted model, not a curated record.
AUGGCUGCCACUAAUCACACCUUCCAUCCAGCUGUUUUCCUCCUUUGGGGCAUCUCAGGUCUAGAGGAACUGCACAUCUGGAUCUCCAUCCCCUUCUGCACCAUGUAUGUAGUGGCCCUUGGAGGUAACUCCUUGUUGAUCAUAUUUAUCUGUAUGGAGCACAGUCUACAUGAACCCAUGUACCUCUUCCUGGCCAUGUUGUCCCUGUCGGACCUUUUGCUCUCCACUGCUAUCAUGCCCAAGAUGUUGGCCAUUUUUUGGUUUGAAGACAGAGUCAUUUCUUUCCAGGACUGCAUCACUCAGAUGUUCUCUGUCAUCGCCAUCUUUGUCAUGGAGUCAACAGUUCUUCUGGCCAUGGCAUUUGACCGCUAUGUGGCCAUCUGCUAUCCAUUGAGAUAUACCAUGAUUCUGUCCCCCUCUGUGAUCAGGAAAAUAGCGGGAUUUUCUCUGGCCAGAGGACUGCUCAUCACUUCCCCUUUCAUCUUCCUAGUUGAGCAGCUGCCAUUUUGUGGAAAUAACAUAAUUACCAAUACUUACUGUGAACUUCCUAAAAUUUCCAGACUGGCCUGUGCAGAUAUCACAGCCAUUAACAUUUAUACACUAGUGUUGUCCUUCUUGUCCACGGGUUUAGACGUCAUCCUCAUCUCCAUCUCAUACACUUUUAUUCUCCAAGCUGUCUUCAGACUCCCAUCCCGUGAUGCCCAACUCAAGGCCCUGGGCACCUGCAGUUCACAUGUCUGUGUCAUCCUCAUGUUCUACAUACCAGCCUACCUGACAGUGUUGAUCAGCCACAUUCAGUAUGGGAUCCUGCUGACUAAUCUCUAUGUGGUUGUACCCCCUGCACUGAACCCCAUUAUAUAUGGUGUCAGGACUAAACAAAUCCGGGAUCACAUCAUACGCAGGUUCUCCCAAUUGGGCAGGGCAUGCUUUGCUGGAGAUGUCAGGAAUAAUUGA